CCUUUCCUCAUCUCCACCCAUCACCGUCUCUUUUCAACCUUGUUUAUAUCUGCAUAUAUAAAGACAUCUUCGUCCCCCACCACUCCUCCCCCAGACGAAAUACUCUCUUCAUCCACAUCUGCUUUCCUCCCGUCAUACUCGCCCAUCAUCACAACCCACAAGCACAAGAGACAGGAGCUCCGUUCUCUUCUCCGUCAUAUCUUCUUGCUCUCACUAUACUUGCUGCCUUGCACUGUCGCCCACCAUGUGCGACUUCACUAAGAACUACUACAUCUAUACGUCUUGUGUAGACCCUGGUGCACAUUUCUUCCGCACCUCGGUCGACGGUUCCCGGAAGCACAAAUGCUCCAAAGGACCCCAUGAGCGUUACAUCAUGCUUCCCGGAGAAUGUCCACUGUGCUGCGGCUGAACGGCCGGUUUUCUUCGGCGCACGAUGUCGACAAACGACGCGGGCUGGAACACUUUGAGCUUGCUAAAGUGUACGACUCUG
Molecule: messenger RNA, 490 nt
Organism: Phialemonium atrogriseum
Lineage: Eukaryota; Fungi; Ascomycota; Sordariomycetes; Cephalothecales; Cephalothecaceae
Exons: 2
Coding region: 245-409 (54 amino acids)
Source: RefSeq, a predicted model, not a curated record